This is a messenger RNA of Thlaspi arvense, 729 nucleotides long. NCBI's taxonomy places the organism in Eukaryota, Viridiplantae, Streptophyta, Magnoliopsida, Brassicales, Brassicaceae. The record is from the annotation of a GenBank genome assembly.
AUGUUCAAUAAUUCCACUACUUUCGGCUCCGGCGGCGGCGCCGUCGUCCCGACUUCCUCCGCUACAGUACCCACCACUGUCUUCCCCGGCACCACUAUCACUUCCAAUUCUACCUUCAUCAUCAUCGGACCUCCUCCGCCGUUCCCAGCUCCUCCCCGGAGCAUCGACCUCUCUCCUCUCAAACUAAUCUUCGCAGUCAUCGCGAUUGUCGCCGUUCCCGCCUUAGCUUACACUCUCUUUUUCGCCAUCCCGUGUUCUUCCGACCGCCGCAACUCCUCUUCAUCCCGCCGCAGCACCAGCUCCUCCGACGACGAUACACAUCAUGUCACCGUGGAGCUCUAUCCGCCGAUCACGGCCGAUCCCACCGCACCUGAUUCCGGCGUGAAAUUCCAGAAAGAGACGCAUUCCAAGGAGAUUGGGAACGAGUGCACGGUGUGCCUGUCGGUGUUCGCCGACGGCGAGGACAUCCGGCAACUGAGCGCGUGUAAGCACGCGUUCCACGUGUUUUGUAUCGAAACGUGGCUCAAAGAUCAUCCCAAUUGUCCCAUUUGCCGAGCAGACGUCGUCUCCGUGAAACAGACCGAAGCCAACGAUAACGUUAACGGCAACGGUAACAGUAACGGUAACGAUAACGUGAAUCGCAGCGGUGGCGGAAACCGCCGAGUUUCGGGGACCAAUAGAGAUGACGAUUGGCGUCAAGGUCUGCCUGAUGCUUCUAGUUUAGUUUGA